CUAGGGACCGUAAAGCGCGGAAGGUCGCGGUACCAAGCUUCCCCGGAACUUUUUCCUCCCUCCUCUUCCUCCCCUGUCCCCGUCCCUGUCCCCGCUUCCGGCCCCCGGGACCCCCGGCCCCUGUGGUGGCUGCUGCCCCGCUUCAGCCGGGGUGUUGCUGAGCGCGGAGUCCGCGGGCGCCCGUGAGUCACUCUUGUGACCAGCAGCCCAUUUGUUCAGGAUGCUGUGACCGUGCAGAGGAGCAACUCAGGAGUUGGAGCUGUCCUCUCGGUGUUGUUGGCGUAAGCAGAUCCGAGCAUAACUAGCGUCAGUAUUGAGGUCGUUUAGCAGAAAAUCUUCUUCUUCGCAGCAGUUAAACACCCAGGUUGUUUUCAGCCAGUUUGAGUUCUUGGGAUCUGCCUCUUCGCUGAGUGAAAGCACGUCUCCUGCCUGCCUACAACGUGAUGUUUUUCCGGUUGCUGUCGGUGGUCCAGAGACCAAGAAGAAGCCGAGGGUGGCGGAAGUGGUCCUCAGCCAGGAGCGGUGUGUCAGCUGCUGAAGUACAUUCUGUGGCCCUGCCUGCCCAGGCGCAGGUGGUCAUCUGUGGUGGUGGAAUCAUGGGCACAUCCGUGGCCUAUCAUCUCUCCAAGAUGGGGUGGAAGGAUAUCGUCCUUUUGGAGCAGGGCAGGCUGGCUGCUGGCUCCACAAGGUUCUGUGCUGGCAUCCUAAGCACUGCCAGGCACUUGACCAUCGAGCAAAGGAUGGCAGACUAUUCAAACAAACUCUACCAUCAGUUAGAGCAAGAAACAGGGAUCCAAACAGGUUACAUAAGGACGGGCUCGAUCUUUCUGGCCCAAACCCAGGACCGGCUGAUUUCCCUGAAACGCAUCAACUCAAGGCUGAAUGUUAUAGGCAUCCCCUCCGAGAUCAUCUCCCCCAAGAAAGUGGCCGAACUUCACCCUCUCCUCAAUGUGCACGACCUGGUGGGGGCCAUGCAUGUCCCCGAGGAUGCAGUGGUGUCCUCCGCCGAUGUGGCUCUUGCCCUGGCAAGUGCUGCCUCCCAAAAUGGUGUUCAGAUCUAUGACCGGACAAGUAUUCUUCAUGUUAUGGUGAGAAAAGGUCAAGUCACUGGUGUGGAGACUGAUAAAGGACAGAUCCAGUGCCAGUAUUUUGUCAACUGUGCUGGUCAGUGGGCAUACGAGCUGGGUCUGUCCAACGAGGAGCCGGUUAGUAUCCCGUUACAUGCCUGCGAACACUUCUACCUUCUGACUCGCCCCUGGGAGACCCCUCUGCAGAGCAACACACCAACUAUUGUGGAUGGUGAUGGAAGAAUUUAUAUUUGGAACUGGCAGGGUGGCAUCCUGUCUGGGGACUUUGAGAAGAACCCAAAACCAGUUUUCACUGAGGGCAAGAACCAGCUGAAGAUUCAGAAUCAGCAGGAAGGCUGGGAUCACUUUGAUAACCCAGUUGGCUCUUCUUAGAGCCCCUCUUGAGUGCCCUGCUGCGUAGGAUGCCAGAACUGGAGACCCUGCAGAUCAUGAAGUUGGUGAAUUGCCCCGAGACCGUCACCCCAGACAUGAGGUGCAUCAUGGGCGAGUCUCCUUCCGUGCGGGGCUACUUCGUCCUGGCAGGAGUGAACUCUGCUGGCCUUUCGUUUGGUGGAGGAGCUGGAAAAGUUGACCAGAGAGUAAAGUGUUAGCUGUGCUGCUGGAAAACCCUUUACUGAAACGAGCUGCAGAAGCUUUCGACCCCACACCCAUCUGUUGAAGGUUCAAAAUGAUUCUUCAACUGAAUAUGCUGAGAAGAUUGUGG
Hippopotamus amphibius kiboko is the source of this 1791-nucleotide messenger RNA. RefSeq names its product pyruvate dehydrogenase phosphatase regulatory subunit, mitochondrial-like. Gene Ontology annotation, molecular function: oxidoreductase activity. The record is from RefSeq and is a predicted model, not a curated record. The transcript is spliced from 12 exons. Gene Ontology annotation, cellular component: mitochondrion; mitochondrial matrix; cytoplasm. Bases 444 to 1460 code for a protein of 338 amino acids. NCBI's taxonomy places the organism in Eukaryota, Metazoa, Chordata, Mammalia, Artiodactyla, Hippopotamidae.